UUAUGAUUUUGAAAUCAGCUCUGUGCCGCUGACAAAGUUUUUAAGCGGCAAAAUCAUCCCUCUUCCAAGAAAAGUGUUGCCAAACAUAAUAGUGUAACGAAUUCUACACAGCUGUUACCCGUAAGAACCAGCUGUUCGUUGUUAUGAGCUAAAGUGCAUUAAAAUUGCAUUCUUCUGUACAAAAUAGUUUUCAAAUUCGAAUUUCAUCACCAUCAAUGACAUAUGGAUACCAAAACUACCUUGAUACAUUGGUUCCGUAAAGGAUUACGUGUGCAUGAUAAUCCAGCACUUAAUUUGAUCAUCACCAAAGCAAACAGUGAACCGACAAAAUACUAUGUGCGACCGAUUUUCAUACUCGACGCUGCUUUAAUACAGUGGCUACGAGUUGGCGCGAAUCGCUGGCGUUUCCUACAACAAACACUUGUAGAUUUGGACGCAAAUUUACGUAAAGUUAAUACUCAACUCUAUGUGGUGCGCGGUACACCAGCAGCAGUAUUUUCACGCAUCAUUAAAGAUUGGCGUGUGAGCUUGUUGACAUACGAGACAGAUAUUGAACCGUAUGCCUUAAAACGUGAUGCAGAUGUGCAGCGUUUAGCAAAGGAAGCUGGCGUAAAAGUGGAAACAUUUUGCACUCAUACAAUUUACAAUCCAGAGUUGGUGAUACAACGAAACGGCGGCAGUGCACCGUUGACUUAUCAGAAAUUUUUAAGUGUUAUCGAGAAAAUAAAAGUGCCACCAGCGUUAGGAAAGCUGGAUAGUUUGAUUGAUGUUCAACCACCGCCAAAAGAUGCAUUGGAACUGGAAAAUGCUAAUUGUUAUGCAUGCCCAACCAUAGAUGAACUCGUUAAACGACCGGAAGAGUUGGGUGCGAAUAAAUUUCCUGGUGGUGAAACUGAGGCAUUGCGUCGAAUGAAUGCUGCGCUCAGCGAUGAGUCUUGGGUUGCUGCAUUCGAAAAACCGAAUACCGCACCAAAUUCGCUCGAUCCCAGCACUACUGUGCUCAGUCCAUACCUAAAAUUUGGUUGCCUAAGUGCACGUUUAUUUCAUCAGCGUUUAAUGGACAUAUUAAAACGACACCCGAAACAUUCCAAGCCACCAGUCUCGCUGCACGGACAGCUGCUAUGGCGGGAGUUUUACUACACGGCCGCUGCUUCGGAAACAAAUUUCGAUCGCAUGCUGGGUAAUAAAUUCUGCAUGCAAAUACCAUGGGAAAUCAAUGAAGAACACCUAACAGCUUGGACGCACGGACGCACAGGUUAUCCCUUUAUCGAUGCUAUAAUGCGUCAACUGCGGCAAGAAGGUUGGAUACAUCAUUUGGCACGCCAUGCAGUUGCUUGCUUUCUAACCCGUGGUGAUUUAUGGAUUUCAUGGGAGGAGGGCCAAAAAGUAUUUGAAGAAUUGUUGCUCGAUCAAGAUUGGGCCUUGAAUGCGGGCAAUUGGAUGUGGCUUUCAGCGUCAGCAUUCUUCUAUCAAUACUUUCGUGUCUACAGCCCCGUGGCCUUUGGUAAGAAAACUGAUCCUACUGGCGCGUACAUACGUAAAUAUGUACCGGAACUUGCUAAAUACCCAGCGGGUUGCAUUUAUGAACCCUGGAAGGCCGCAUUGAGUGCACAACGCGAAUAUGGUUGUGUGUUGGGUAAAGACUAUCCACAUCGUAUAGUUAAACACGAGAUUGUGCAUAAGGAAAAUAUCAAACGUAUGACGGCAGCAUAUAAGGUGAACCGUGAAGUAAAAGAAGCCAAGAGUCCGAAGAAGGAAAGUAGCAAGGGCAAGCGCAAACAGGCAGGAACUAGCGCACAAUCGACAAAAAAAAAGCAACGUACCUGAAAUUACAUACGAUUUUGCCAGUGA
Molecule: messenger RNA, 1851 nt
Organism: Ceratitis capitata (Mediterranean fruit fly)
Lineage: Eukaryota; Metazoa; Arthropoda; Insecta; Diptera; Tephritidae
Gene: phr6-4
Product: cryptochrome-1
Exons: 3
Coding region: 223-1827 (534 amino acids)
Biological process (GO): entrainment of circadian clock by photoperiod; circadian regulation of gene expression
Cellular component (GO): cytoplasm; nucleus
Molecular function (GO): DNA binding; FAD binding
Source: RefSeq, a predicted model, not a curated record